This is a messenger RNA of Racocetra fulgida, 1291 nucleotides long. The record is from the annotation of a GenBank genome assembly. Lineage: Eukaryota; Fungi; Glomeromycota; Glomeromycetes; Diversisporales; Gigasporaceae.
UCCUAAUACUAGAAAAGCCUAUCAAAGAAGUCAUAAUAAUAGUUGGUUUGUAAUAAAAGAUUUGAACAUGAAUACUACUUUGGAACUUCAUCAAAACUUAAUUCUCGCUUGUGACAAUAUAGAUCAACUAUUAUUAGCACCAUUGGAUGGUUAUAUUUGCUUGCGAGGAAAGGAUCAAAAUGAUCUGUCUACGUGGUUACCUUUAUUAGUUGGUUGGACAGUAUAUACUAAAUGUGCUAGGAAGCAUUUUAAAUUAUCUAUAGAACAAUCAAAUAAUAUUCUUGUUUAUUCAUGGAAUGAAUAUUAUGACGAUAAAUUUAAUACUAUUAAAGCUCAUGGACAAGAUAAAGCAUUAUUUUAUUCUUUGCGUAAAAAAUAUAAUCUUGAUAAAAAUUAUUUAUUUAGUCAUGUAUUAGGAAUUGCUGAGCCAGAAAUAGCUACAGAAUUAUGUAAUAUUGUUAAGUUAAAACGAGCAAGUGCUGAAAUUGAAGCUAUUUUUAACGAAAAUAAUGAAUCUGAUCUAAUAAUUCAACAUGGAAUUCAAUUAACACGUUCAGGUAUUCCACUAUCUUCCAAAAGCAGUUUGGUAUUAUUAAUUAAAUAUAACAAAACUCAGCAACAACUUUAUCAAUCACGGCGACAAAUUAAAAGAAUUAAAGCCUCAAAAUUUGUACGAUCUGAAGUUAUUGAAUCAUAUACACACAAUUCAGAUAAAUUACGUUUAGAUGUUCAAAAUGUGAUAAGCAAUACAAACUUCGGAUUUGUCAUUUUAGUUAAUACUGAACAAUAUAUUACUUUAAUAUAUACACAACCAUGCUCUAAUUGUAGUGAUUUUAAUUAUUCAAACUAUUCUUGUUCUUUAUCAAAAUCUGGAUUUUUAGUUAAAUGUGAAAUUUUAUGUCAAAAGUGUAAUACAAUUACUGAAUCAUCAAAUCAAAGUGAAAAUGAAAACUUAUCAAAAUAUGUAUUAGCAGCAGCUUUAGCUGGUGGAAUAAAUCAAAAUACGUUACAGACUGUAUUAGCAUGUAUUGGUAUUACUGCUCAAGCGGAUAAAACAACAUAUUUUGAUCAUCAAACACGUAUAUCACAAUCAAUUAUUAAUCAUAUGAAGCAAAGUACUAAAAAUGCUUUAAAUGAUGUUAUUAACUAUUUAUUACCAAAUGCUAAUUCGAAUGAACCUACUUAUCUUUCAAUUGGAUUUGAUGUUUCUUGGUCCCAUUCUAGAAAUGCUAAACAAGCAAACAUUUUUGAAAAUGAACGUAUUGAACUUUUAGGAUUUGAUUUUGAUAAG